AUGGAGGGGUCUGUACAUUGCGGGCUGGAAACGAACCUGCGUCCAGGGGCUGAACAGAAAGUGGUGUUCAUCACUGCACGAGUCCACCCUGGGGAAACACCAUCUUCCUUCGUGUGCCAAGGUAUAAUUGAUUUCCUUGUGAGCCAGCAUCCUGUUGCGAAAGUACUGAGAGACCACCUGGUCUUCAAGAUUGCACCCAUGCUCAAUCCUGAUGGAGUAUACCUAGGAAAUUACAGGUGCUCCCUGUUGGGGUUUGAUUUAAACCGACACUGGGCGAAUCCAUCUCCUUGGGCUCAUCCCACACUGCAUGGAGUGAAACAGCUCAUCAUUGAGAUGUACAACAAUCCGAAGAUUAACCUGGAGUUCUAUAUUGACAUCCAUGCCCACUCCACCAUGAUGAAUGGCUUCAUGUAUGGGAACAUCUUUGAAGACGAGGAAAGAUUUCAGCGACAGGCUGUUUUUCCCAAGCUACUCUGUCAGAAUGCUGAAGACUUCUCUUAUUCCAGUACAUCGUUCAACAGAGAUGCUGUGAAAGCAGGGACAGGCCGGCGCUUUCUUGGGGGGCUGUUAAAUGAUACAUCCUACUGCUACACUCUGGAAGUCUCGUUCUACAGCUACAUAUUGGGUGGACCUAAUUCUGCUGUCCCCUACACAGAAGAAGCGUAUAUGAAGCUUGGAAGAAACGUGGCCAGGACGUUCUUGGAUUACUACAGGCUGAACUCCUUGGUGGAGAGACCACUAGCACCCACUCCUAAAACUAGGAAAGAAAAACUGCCGGUUUUUAAAUGCACCACCCAGAGGGGCCAAGGGAACAGCCAUGCUGGCGGCAAGCCGGAGAAGAGGAGCCAGGUGCAUCUGAAGGACCAGUCUCGCUCCACACGAUGA
This is a messenger RNA of Tauraco erythrolophus (red-crested turaco), 885 nucleotides long. The record is from RefSeq and is a predicted model, not a curated record. NCBI's taxonomy places the organism in Eukaryota, Metazoa, Chordata, Aves, Musophagiformes, Musophagidae.